This is a messenger RNA of Triticum dicoccoides, 1817 nucleotides long. Its product is annotated as triokinase/FMN cyclase-like. The record is from RefSeq and is a predicted model, not a curated record. Gene Ontology annotation, cellular component: cytosol. Gene Ontology annotation, molecular function: glycerone kinase activity. The transcript is spliced from 11 exons. Bases 425 to 904 code for a protein of 159 amino acids. Lineage: Eukaryota; Viridiplantae; Streptophyta; Magnoliopsida; Poales; Poaceae. Gene Ontology annotation, biological process: glycerol catabolic process.
GUCGGGCUCAAUCCACGAGUCGCCGGAGUCCAUCGGCGUGACGCACCUGCUGGAGAAGCUGGCGUUUGAGGACACGGCGCCGGAGCCACAUGCAGAUCGUGCAGGAGGUAGAGGCCACAGGGGGCAACGUCGGCGCCUCCGCGUCCAGCUGGCCCUUACUCGAGAAGAGGUCCAGGAGGGACAGAAGAACCCUGAGAGGUUUCUUCAGGAACUACUUAACCUUGUUGGAUAUGAGGGGGUGAUCGCGAACCCGCUAAUAGCUCCCAAGGAGGCUCUUGGGAUCAUCAAUGCCGAUAUUAUUCAGAAGUUCUAUCAUGAAAACUUCACUGCUGAUCGUUUGGUUCUAGCAGCGUCAGGUGUUGAUCAUCAACACUUGUUAGAUGUUGCAAAACCUUUUUUGUCUGAUUGGCACAAGGGGUCCCCUAUGGAAACACCAAUUUCUACCUAUACAGAUGAUGAUUUUAGGCACAAAGCAGAAUCAUAUAUGACACAUGUUGCACUGGCUUUUGAAGUGCCAGGCGAUUGGCUUCAAGAAAGAGAUGGUACAAUUAUGGCUGUCAUACAGGUUGUUUGGGCUGCUGCAGAUGCCGGCUUAUCUCUUGCAGAUGUUGCUGCAGAAGCAAAACAUGCAUCUGAGGCUGUUGGUACGAUGGGAGUAGCACUUCUUGUUUGCACGUUGCCUGGGCAAGUGACAUCUGAUUGUUUAGGUCCUGAGAAAAUUGAGCUUGGCCUUGGAAUUGUUAAACCAUUGUCAGUCGUUUGUCCAGAAUCUUUCCUUCAUAUGUUUCAGACAAAUCAAGGCAACUAUUUUCUUAAAGGACAAAAGGGCCAGGCCUCCCGUCCGCGUCGCGCCGCCGCCGGCAUGGAGCUGGUUAAGGCCACUCAUUUCCAUGGCAGGGUCUGAAAGCUGGGAACAAGAAACAGAAGCCCUCUGUCAUGGAUAUCCUACUGAAUUUGCAUCUUAUUUCCAUUACUGCCACUCACUGCGCUUUGGACUAUCCGUAUCUCAAGUCAUUGUCUAGAGACCAUUUUAUUGGAGAGGGUUUCAGUUUGAUUGUAUUUUUUAUUGGACGAUUCUGAAGUAUAAACAAUUAGAUGACCAGUGCUCCACCGCGCGCUAUGGGCCCGGCAGGAGGACAAGGCUCUGGGAUGGCUUCCAUGGCAAACAGACAGUUAGAUUCAAAGUGAAGAUGUGAUGCAUGUCCACAACUGAACAGUCAAACUGCUGAAAAAGCACCUUCUUUAGAAAGUGAGAAAUUGCAUAUACACAACAGACAACUCUGUGGAGCAAAUACAUGACAAACCCCUCUUUAAAAUGCUCAAGGUAUAGAACGAAUAAUCCUCAAUAACUGACAUGGUUGUUUCCUGUAGGCAAGUGAGGUAUCAGAGGAGCUUGAUUUUUUUACUAUAAAAUACAGAAGAAAAUAACCAAAGAAGUGUUUCAUAGUUAACUGGUCAAGUGUGUAAUGAACUUUCUAUUUUGUUCCUGAUGAUCUGAAAUUCCUUAUUUCUAUGCAAUAACACUACAUAUAAAAAGUAAAGUGGAAGGGGCGCCUCCCACCUGGCACCGCCCAGCUUCCUCUCAGGCGGCGCCACCGGGUGGCGCCCCAACCACUAGUACAACCCAUUAACAGUCGCUACAAGGGCGAGUUACGGUUAUGUCCACGUGUCUUUUACUGUGCUAGCGAUAGGAAAAAAAUCGGAGGGAUAGGAGAGAUCCAAAGCACUUGGGCAAGACCUAGCCCGAGGGGUCUCUGCACGACCCCUUUCUCUCGCCGCCGCUGCCUCCUCCCCUCUCCCUCGAUGCCCCCUGACAU